This is a messenger RNA of Trichoderma atroviride IMI 206040, 2741 nucleotides long. The record is from RefSeq and is a predicted model, not a curated record. NCBI's taxonomy places the organism in Eukaryota, Fungi, Ascomycota, Sordariomycetes, Hypocreales, Hypocreaceae.
UCAAAACAAGGCACGGAUAAGAAAUGCGACAUUUGCGAUGCGACUUUCAGCAGGCAAGAACAUCUUGCACGGCAUACAAGGAGCCAUACUCGUGAGAGGCCCUUCAAGUGCCUCGUUUGUGGAAAAGGAUUUGCUCGCCAGGAUGUCUUGAAUCGCCACCGCACGUCUCAUGAACAGGACCGCGAAGAAGCAAAUACUAUUACACGUUCCAGGGCAUGCAGACAAUGUGCCACAAGCCGGGCUCGCUGCUCCCGCAGUGAUCCGUGUAGGCGAUGCCUUCAGCGCAGUUUGGCUUGCACCUUUCCUACAACACGGAAAUCCAAGGCUACAACAAUCAUCGACACAAGAGCGGAGAUUGAUAAUGAGCCACCAUAUUCGAGUCUGGACGCGGCUCACCAAACAGCCGAGGGACACACCGAGGAAGAGACCUCACUACUUGCGACUGGACCAGCGGUACCUGUAAACAUGAACGACUAUAAUCCAGAAGAGGCUAAUGGCAACAAUUUGUCAUCCAGAGCCAACGCUUGGAACCAACAGCCAGCCAUGUUUGAGCUUUCUCAGGCUGCUGAGCCUAUAGACCCCGGCGCCCAGCGAAUCUACGAGUUCAGUUCCAUCUCAGGCUUUAAUGAGCAGGCCCUGGACCUUCUUUCUAUGAACUGGAUGUCUCCAGAACAAUCUGGCUCGCUCGGAUGGGAUGGGCUUGUUGCUGUGCCUCCCUACACUGAGAAUGACAAGAAUGAUCUGUAUCUGCCUUUUUUCUUCUCAAACGUAGAAGCUUUGCCCGAUUCCAGCCGACAAUGCAUUCCGCGUACAAAUGCACAGACGCAUAGUAUUGAUCGACAUGAUACCAGUCUCAACGGUACUAGCCAUUCAACUUAUUCCAGCAAAUCGGGCUUGGAGGGAGUCAAAUCGACGGCUGGGAGUUACUAUGUAGACGGAGAUGGCUCCCGUGCGCCCUUUGGCGGUCAAGCUGCCCGAAAAUGGAGAGGAAGACGUAUGGCUGGUGCCAACAAUGCAUCAACGCCAGGGAGCAAUUCAACUAAUUACACAGAUGGUGAAGCAGAUGGUCUAUGGGAAGACGCCUCAGUGAGCGUGGAAAGCUAUGAGAGCAUGAUACGGCACCUACACCUCGAAUUAGGCAAACAAAAUGUGAUGAUGGAUGCCAGCACGCUCCCGUCUCUAGAAUGCAUUGCUCACUGCGUUCAAUCUUAUUUUGCGAAUUUCCAUCCUACAUUUCCUUUCAUUCGGAAAGCGGCGUUCUUGGAACACUCAAGCAACGACUGGAUACUUCUCCUUGCUGUUGCCGUCGUCGGGUCUAAAUACACUACCGAUGAUGAAGAAGAGCCACUACAUGCACUCAGCGAAGAGUUUAUAGCUGCUCUAGACAGCAUGGCCAUCAGCCGCUUGUGCUACGAUCGACUAACGGAAGCUACAGCAUCCUUUGGAGAGGCAGAAAAUGGCGUGUCAAGCCUUUCAGCCUUGCAAGCCGCUACUCUCUUCUUGAUCUGCUCGUUGCAUAAAGGAAUAGCGGAUAUGAUGAAGCGCACUCUAUUGGAACGGCACUAUCUCGUUGGAGCCUGCAAAGAAUUCAAGCUGUUAUCUGGAGACUCUGAGGAAAGGUACCGCCAUCAUGAUGGUGACAAUGUCGCUCGGAGCUGGUUAAUGAACCAGUCUCGUAUCAGGGUUGGCUUGGCGAUAUGGUUGCUCGACGCUGUGAUUUCCUACGAGUUCAAUACAGCUCCACUGAUGCAACUAGCAGAUGUAAAAGUGUCUCUGCCUUGCCAAGACCACAUCUGGGAAUCUCCAUCGAUGGACAAGGUUGCCGCAGAGCAGGAAUCAUCUGGUAUGUUUUUUACUUAUUUACACCUAACCCUGAUGGACGCGAUUGAGAUGUUGUACAUUGAGAAAAGGCUCCUAGAGAACCUGAGCGAAUUCAGCAACAUUUUAAUUAUCCAUGGAAUCUGGAGAAGGACAAAAGAGGUCAUCAUCCAGCACCAAACACGGCUGGCGAACUGGACUCCCAGUGCUGCAAGUCAAACUCGAGAAGCUCAGCAAAGCCCGUUGGUAGAAACUUGGCCACCGUCAAAUGCAACGCUGUCAAAGUGGCGCAAUAGCGCGUGUGACUGUCUCGAUAUAUUACACUGGCGAGCUAAUAGCAAAGCAGCCGCUGCCGGAGGAUUGGAACACCCUACCAUCAUGUACUUGCACCUGUCUCGGCUUAUUCUGCUUACGCCUGUAGCACAAAUCCAAACUCUGGCAACUAAUUCCAGCAACGAAAACGCUUCAAACGUCGCCCUCAAUCGGAGAUACACAGAUGCAAGCAACUGUGUGCUUAAAUGGGCCAUGAAUGACUCCUUCAAAGCCAGGCUAGCCAUUAUUCAUGCUGGUUCGUUAUUUUGGCAUAUACGGCGGUAUUCAAGGAGAAGCUUUCUAGAGCCCUUUGCAAUAUACACGGCCACGCUCGUCAUCUGGGCAUAUAGUAUCUCGGUGCAGUUUGCUAAACAGCAGGAAGAGCUUCAAGCUGGUCCCUUGUCCGAAAGCCAGCGGCCAACGACCUCAGUAGACGAGGAAUUAUAUUCGGAGCUUAACAUCAUAUAUAUAGACCGACCGUGUGACGAUGAGAUGGUGCAGCUGUAUCUUCGCCAUGGUGAUAAGAUGUCUGCGCAUAUGGCCAGAGUUGGUAUAAUUACAGAAGCCUCUGCCUCAAGCAGGAUUCUUCGAGAAGGCAUGCGGCUUCUUGA